CGCGCUUCGUCUCCCCAUUUCCGGGGCGACUGGGGCGGGGGUCGCAGAGUCGCGCGGCGGGAGCGUCUCCUCGACGGCGCGGAGUGGCGGCCUCCGCCGCGGGGUGGACAUGGAGGCGCUGCAGAGGCGCCGUUCCGCGCUGUUUGCGGCAAGCGGGCGCGCGGGCAGCGCCACCAGUGACGCGGCGUCUGUCGCUGCCCUGGGCGGCGGGUUGGAGCGCCAGCCGAGCCGCCAGGGCGGGGGUACGGCGGUGGAAGCCGUGGCGCGGAACUCUGCACCAGCGACGCCGAGCCACCAAGAGGAAUCCCUCAAUCGGCGGCGUUUGCCGAGUGGAGGGGUGAGGAGGGGGCGACAGAAGCAGGAAGGGGCGCCAUUUCCACGCGGCGUGGAUGAUGCGGAGCCUCUCGACGUGACAGCGAACCUCAGCCCCCUCCUGCGAGUUGUCUUGGAUCUUACCAACAUGGUGCCAACAGGCCGUUUGCGUGAGACUUAUGGCGUAGACGAUAUUUGGGAUGUUGUGGCCUCGUCUGGUGAGGCGAUAUCGAAGGCGUUUCCGUCUGAUCAAACGCUGUCUUUCUCACCAGGGAUUACUUCAGCGGGUUCUUUUCGCUCGGUGACAGUUUUGUGUCUUCGCCAAAACUGCCUGGAGUCACUAAAAAUACUGCCACCGUCGCUUCUGCGUCUUGAUGUGAGUGAUAACACGUUGCAAGAUCUGACGGGCAUAGGGCAGUGCAGAAUGCUUACUCUGCUCAAUGCACGGAAAAACCGGCUUCAUUCCAUGCUUGGGUUAGAGCGAAACCUUGCGUUAUCUCACAUUUUCCUCGGCCACAACGAUAUUACCUUUGUCGAAGGUAUAGCGCAUCUGCUUCUCCUAGAGACACUUGAUUUGGCGCAUAAUAGACUUACAACACAGGCCUCCAUUCGACCUCUGUCACUUACAAGAGGACUGCGGCACUUGAUGCUGCAUGGUAACCCUGUGGCGGAGCGUAUAAAGCGUAGUUACCGUCCUUUGCUGCGUAAUCUUUGUCCAUCGUUGCUUUCAAUUGAUGGUGACCGUCUUACUUUCUCACGAUUGGCAGCAAAGGCAGAACAUGAGGGCAGUCGCCUUCGUUUACCCUAUGCUCCUGGGGGUAGUAUUAGUGGUGUAAACAUUUCCACGUCGUCCGCAGAUGACGGCGAAGUGGCAGAAGUAUCACAGUGUGCCAGUUAUAUGCAUUUACUAACGCGCGGUGCUGCGGUUGGGGCAGGUUCUGGCUAUGUUGACGCUGAACGAGCUGCGCGCACGGCAAAGGUGUUGAAGGCUCAAGCUGCAGCUCGAGAUAAAAAAAGGAAACAACAGCGAGGCCUCCCAAACCGAGCGGGUGGGGAACCUCUUCCACAGGAGCUCUUAAAACAUCUUGCACAGGAAUCGAGAAAAUACCUGGAAUCCUUGCUCGAGGAGCGGCUGUCCAGCAUGCAGGUGUCGCAAGUCGUGGACACCGCACCUGCCGUCGUGGAACGCGGGGAUGGCAAUGAUGCGUUGGAGAGUUUACCAAAUGAUACACCUGCGCAAUGCAAGGGUGUCGAGAGGGAGGACAGUGAAACUUGUGUCAGUGGUGGCAGUAAUCACCAGGCUCAAGGGUGGACCCAAAACAUCAUCCCUGUGAACAUCUCCAGUGAAGAAAGGGAUGAGGGAAAUCGGGCGUUUCCGGUUGGUAACCAAGCGCGAGCAGUGCACCGCGAUGCGACGCUGGACCAUGAAGAGUGGCUGCAUCUCCGUAAUCGUCGAAAUACCCGUCAUGCACCAUUUGGAGAUACACCUCAACGUAAUUCGCCGAGGCCCAACACUCCAGACACGCCUGAGACGAGGUGCAUGGAGGACGUGGUAUUUGUCUCACCUAUUCGCAAGGAUGAAGAAACAUCUCACGCUGCUUCGAUGAACGCCACGGAAAUCUUACGCGAUGUUAACAUGCUGGAUCCUCGUUUCUUUGCCGAUGGCAAAGUCGCCACUGAGCCAAAGGCGAAACCCCGUCUUGUGGCAAGCCAUUUGCGGCGACCGAUGCUGUUGUCUCCAUCUACGGAUUCCUCACCAGUUAAGGCGCACAGGAUUUACUCAGCUUCAAAGUCUCGGAGAGGCGCUAAGUCCUUUAUUGCGGCUUCUGCACCUCGGUCGCAUGGCACCAAAGCGGCUGAUGUGCCAAUUCUUCUCUCCCCUCCACCGCCCUUGACAUCUCCGUGUGCUCUGCAUUCCAAGGUAAGGGAUAGUUUUGUGAAGAAAUGGGUCAUUCAACUCUACCAAGACGCAGAGGCUAUUCAGGACGCAUUACAAACUCUAGUUUCCCUUUUAGACUCACAGGGGUGGGGCAAUCCUGCAAUUGUUGAUAGGUUUUCUUUUAUUCCUGCUGAGUUAUUAGUAGAGCGAAAGCGAUGUGUUGAAAUUAUUACCGAAAGCGGAAUGCUCUUGGACAUAGAGAUCCCCCUGGACGUGGUGCAGCAAUACCACCUCACCCCUGACGAGUUGAGGCAUACCAGUGAUGAGGAAUACAGUGAGGAAGAUGAUUCUGUAGUGGAUCCACGUUUUAAAGCUUGCAACAAGCGUCGAGAAAAACGUGAAAUUUUGCGCUGCAUUCGCCUGAUUGGCGAUGGAAAGACAUGUCUUCGGUACCUGGUUCUACUCAUCGAGGAGGGGAGGGAGGAGGAGCUACAGCGCUAUGUGAACGAGCUGCGAGUACUCAUACCAUGUGAAUAA
This is a messenger RNA of Trypanosoma rangeli, 2728 nucleotides long. RefSeq lists its product as uncharacterized. Gene Ontology annotation, molecular function: protein kinase binding. Lineage: Eukaryota; Euglenozoa; Kinetoplastea; Trypanosomatida; Trypanosomatidae. The record is from RefSeq and is a predicted model, not a curated record. The annotation marks the transcript as partial. The transcript has a single exon. Gene Ontology annotation, cellular component: cytoplasm.